AUGAAGGCAACAGGUGCCUUAGUGCUUCUCAGCCUGCUGCUGCUCUCUUUCUUCUCUGUUCCAGAUGUAGCAGGUCAAGACAUUGAAGAGAUUUGUAAAGAGUUUGUAAACAGGAGCGUGUACUGCACGAGGGAGUCCAACCCUCACUGCGGCACUGAUGGCGUCACCUACGGGAACAAGUGUGCCUUCUGCAAGGCAGUGCUGAGAAGUGGAGGGAAAAUAAGAUUGAAGCACCUGGGGAAAUGCUGA
This is a messenger RNA of Corapipo altera (White-ruffed manakin), 249 nucleotides long. RefSeq names its product serine protease inhibitor Kazal-type 6-like. Gene Ontology annotation, molecular function: protein binding. The record is from RefSeq and is a predicted model, not a curated record. The transcript has 4 exons. Lineage: Eukaryota; Metazoa; Chordata; Aves; Passeriformes; Pipridae. The coding region runs from base 1 to 249 and encodes 82 amino acids.